Messenger RNA from Medioppia subpectinata, 885 nucleotides. The record is from the annotation of a GenBank genome assembly. Lineage: Eukaryota; Metazoa; Arthropoda; Arachnida; Sarcoptiformes; Oppiidae.
AUGCCCAGUGUUUCAGCUGAGGAUCGGUUAAAUGUGUGGCAAUUAUGCAAAACAUAUUUAGGCGGCGAAUGGAGUAAUGUUUGCGCCGACGAUCUGGUUAUCAAACCCGCGACGGGCGGAUUUGUGAACAAAAUAUUAUUUUGUUUUCUCCCCGACUCGAUUGACCAUGAACAAUCUCACUAUUUCAACGCCGGCGAUGACCUCAACCCUAUGGCAGUGUCAGUGUUGGCACAAAAAGUGGCAAAAUUGCAUUCACUAAAUAUGCCGAUACCUAAAGACAGCGCCGACUGGUAUAUGAGAAUAAUUCUGGAGGAUUGGUUCCCAGAGUGUGAUCGGGAGUCCUAUAGAGACGGGUCGGUUCGCCAAGAGAUCCAGAAGAAUAAGAAUGACUACAAGACACUGAUGUCAGUGGAUCUGUUAGAAGAGAUGGAUUGGCUCAGAGGUAUGUGCGAAAAGAUUGACUGUCCCGUAGUCUUCUCGCACGCCGACCUCAAUCGGCGCAAUACUUUGGUCCGGGAGGGAGAGGUUGACCAGGGUUUAGACGUUUACAUAAUUGACUGGGACUGGUGUUGCUAUACCUAUAGGGGCGCAGACUUUGGCGAUUAUUUUAUGAAUUGGUGCCAAACGGAGCUGGACUUCGGUGGGGAACCCUUUCCUACCGAUGACCAGAUGCUGGUCUUCAUCGACGCCUAUAUCCGGGAAAUGACAGCAAUUAAUGGCAACUCUUUUACACAAUUGGAGAUCAAUUCGAGAAAAAGGCUUAUAAUGGAGGCGAAAGUGUUUGCUUUAUUGGGUUAUAUUAAGGAACCUAAAGGAGAACAAAGAUAUAAAGUUUACAAAGAACUAAAGGAACGUAUAUUUGACGAAUAUCCGGAACUUAAAUAA